AUGGUGUAUGAGGAUGAGGAAGAUGGUGAUAGAAUUGAUGAGGAUAGAGAAAGAAGAAGAGAACAUGAGUCCGAUAAAGUAGGAAAAACAACAAUUAACAAGCCAUCAACAGUCUCUGGGUCAAUGGGAAGUGAAGGUUCUCUCAGCCCUCAAGAGGUCCCUGUUAAUUCCACAGUCCAGCAGCAACGUCCACCACCACCGCUGGCUUCUUCACAUGGUAAAGCAUCCGCUGAGGGUAAACCAGGUGUUAUUGGUGUUGAUGGUCUUCCUGGUAGUCCAGGAGUUGAGCGGAGUGAUAUGUCUGAGAGUAGCAGACUGGGGAAAAGUGAUCUGUCCGUAAAAAUGCCUGAUAGUGGGCCAACACUCAUGGAUCAAGGUCGAAAAAGUACUGAUAAAGAACAAGUGGAGGAAUCAACCCGUGGUGAUGAUCACGUAACUUCUGGUACGACAGAACAUCAGGCGGAAGCAUCACAGAUUUCUGGAGAGCAAUCGGAAGAAACAACACCUAAAACAGAUGGGCACCAAUCACCCAAUUCUGUCAGUCAACAGAAUACGGGUGGUUCUGGUAGUUCAGGAUCCGGUGUGUGA
This is a messenger RNA of Trypanosoma theileri, 588 nucleotides long. RefSeq lists its product as uncharacterized. Lineage: Eukaryota; Euglenozoa; Kinetoplastea; Trypanosomatida; Trypanosomatidae. The record is from RefSeq and is a predicted model, not a curated record. The coding region runs from base 1 to 588 and encodes 195 amino acids. The transcript has a single exon.